AUGGGAUUUCUGGCUCCAUCUAAACCCAUCAACUUGGUUGGUUACAUUGGCUUGGGCCUCGCUGGUGGUCCUCUAUGCCAAUGUAUCCUCAAAGGAGGAUUCCGGACUAUCGUCAGAGACGCGGACCCAAAACGACAACGAAAAUUUGUGGAAGCAAACAAGAAUUUCCCCGUGGAAGAGGCAGAAGAUGGACCAGAAGCCUUCAAGGAUGUGGAUGUUCUGAUCACCAUGGUACCCAAUGGCGAUAUUGUUCGUGACAUCCUGCUAGGUCGGGAGGGGAUUGCCCCUUUUUUGAAACCAGGCACAAUAAUAGUGGACACUUCGUCCUCCAAUCCUUUCACGACGCGAAAACUGGGUGAUGACCUCAAAGCGUAUCAGCUUCGGCUGAUAGAUUCGCCCGUCACACAAGUGCGUAUGCACGGCAUCAACGACGGCGAGGCUACCUUCAUGCUUGGUGGCAGCGUUGAAGACAUUCGAAUGGCAGAGCCUGUGCUCGCGACCAUGUCCCGCUGGCGGUUCCACAUGGGCCCGUUGGGCAGUGGCCAUGUCAUGAAAACAUUCAACAACUACAUAACGGCCGCGGGGAUCGCAGCUCUCAACGACUCCUUCAUUGUCGGUCGUAAGAUGGGACUGGACCCAGCUAUGAUGACCGAUGUUUUGAAUGUCGGCACAGGCCGGAAUUAUGGUACGGCGCAUUCCAUCAGGGCCGAGGGCUUGACCAGAACCUACUCCAGCGGGUACGGCCUCGCCCUGCUGGUCAAGGACCUGGGCAUCAACCUAGAUCUCUGUGAAAAGAUGGCCAUCGACACGACUCUGAGUCAACUCAUGCACGGAACGUUCAAAGAGGCUCUCGAGCUCCCUGGUGUCGAGAAGACUGCAGAUUAUACCGAAUGCGUGAAGUUGUGGGAAGAGAAAUCUGGCAUCCAACUGCCAACGUACACCAAUCUUCAAGAAUGCGAUGAGCCUAGAGAUUGA
Molecule: messenger RNA, 975 nt
Organism: Capronia coronata CBS 617.96
Lineage: Eukaryota; Fungi; Ascomycota; Eurotiomycetes; Chaetothyriales; Herpotrichiellaceae
Exons: 2
Coding region: 1-975 (324 amino acids)
Molecular function (GO): NAD binding; oxidoreductase activity, acting on the CH-OH group of donors, NAD or NADP as acceptor; NADP binding
Source: RefSeq, a predicted model, not a curated record